This is a messenger RNA of Dioszegia hungarica, 2991 nucleotides long. Its product is annotated as putative leucyl aminopeptidase. The coding region runs from base 1 to 2991 and encodes 996 amino acids. NCBI's taxonomy places the organism in Eukaryota, Fungi, Basidiomycota, Tremellomycetes, Tremellales, Bulleribasidiaceae. The transcript is spliced from 9 exons. Gene Ontology annotation, cellular component: cytoplasm. The record is from RefSeq and is a predicted model, not a curated record. Gene Ontology annotation, biological process: proteolysis; peptide catabolic process. Gene Ontology annotation, molecular function: metalloaminopeptidase activity; zinc ion binding; peptide binding.
AUGCUACUUCGCCCAAUCACAAGGUCGAUAGCAUUCGUCAGACCUACAAGGAGCAUUCUAUCUGCCACGCCCAAGCGCCUCUUCGCUGCGCGUACCUCCAUCACCCCGCCUUUCAAGCCAGCGUCCUCUAAGGACUUCAUCCGAUCUCGUACGAUGUGCUUCUGUCACUCCGGAGUCGAGGGCGCCGAGCCCAUGUCGGGCGGCGCUUCCGCGUCUGCAUCCGAGAUGAAGCCGGUCGACUAUCGCUUGCCAACAGAUGUCGUGCCUAAGCAUUAUGAUAUUGCCGUAAAGACCGAUCUCCUGUCCUCCCCACCCUCUUUCUCCGGCGAAGCUAUCAUCACCCUCGAUAUCACCUCGGAUACCUCAACUCUUGUCUUCAACGCACACAAGGCACUCAACAUCACUCACGUCGCCAUCUCGUCCAACGACCUCAAGACCAGCUCCACCGUCGUUAUUCCAGUGGACCAGCUCACUUUCGAUGAGGAGCAAGAGCGGGGCAAGAUUGACUUGAGCAAGUUGCCGGGCGGGGGAUUGAAGGCAGGGAGCAAGGGGGUCAAGGUGUGGAUGCGAUUCGAGGAUGAGCUCAAGGGGAACAUGGUGGGGUACUACAAGAGUGAGGGGUCGACGGAUGAGGCGACUGGAAAGAAGCAAAUCUAUGCUUUGACCCAAUUCGAACCCACAGCUGCGCGAAAGGCCUUCCCGUGCUGGGACGAGCCGCUUGUCAAGUCGACCUUCUCUCUCUCCAUGAUCGCCCGCGAGGAGAACACCGUCCUUGCCAACAUGCCAGAGGUCUCGUCCAACCCAUGGAAGCCCCAAUCCGGCGCCUCACCGGAAGGCGCUCUUUCGGACAGCUACGAGCUCGGCUCACUCCUUGCUGGCGGCUCCUCCAGCGGGAAGACCGAGUCUUCGGAGGGCCAAUGGAAGAUUGCCAAGUUCGAAAAGACCCCUCCCAUGUCGACCUACCUCGUCGCGUACGCAUGCGGUGAAUUCGCCUCGCUUCACUCGGAACACAAGUCUAAACUUACCGGUAAAACCAUCCCCCUCCGCAUCUUUGCCACCCACGACCAGAUCAAGCAGGCGCAAUUCGGUCUCGAUAUCAAAAAGUGGGCACUGCCAGUGUACGAGGAGAUCUUUGACAUCCCUUACGCUCUGCCCAAGCUGGACACGCUCGUCGCGCACGACUUUGACGCCGGCGCGAUGGAGAACUGGGGUCUCAUCACCGGGCGGACGACGGCGUACUUGUACGACCCGGAGAAGAGCUCUUUGACGGCCAAGAAGAGGGUCGCUACUGUCCAGUGCCACGAGCUCGCCCACAUGUGGUUCGGCGACAUCGUCACCAUGAAGUGGUGGGACAACCUCUGGCUUAACGAGGCCUUUGCUACCCUCAUGGGUGAGCUGGUCAUCCCGGACCGGAUCUGGCCGGAAUGGCACGUCCGCGCCGCCUUCCUCAACGACCAUCUUACGGCCGCGCUGUCGCUCGACUCGCAGCGGUCGUCCCACCCCAUCGAGGUCGACUGCCCGGAUGCCAACUCGGUCAACCAGAUCUUUGACAGUAUCUCGUACUCCAAGGGUGCGUCGGUGCUUCGCAUGAUCUCGGCGGUGGUCGGCGAGGACAAGUUCCUCAAGGGUGUCAGUAUCUACCUGAAGAAGCACCUUUACGGGAAUGCCGAGACUAAGGAUCUCUGGGCGGGUGUCUCGGAGGCAUCAGGGAUGGAUGUUGCUUCGAUUAUGGCAAACUGGACCCUCAAGGUCGGCUUCCCCGUCAUCUCGGUCGACGAGCAGGGAGACGGCAAGAUCAAGGUCACCCAGAACCGCUUCCUCUCCACUGGCGACGUCAAGCCCGAGGAGGACGAGACCCUCUGGUGGGUACCCCUCGAGGUCAAGACCCUCUCUGGCGGUAAAUCGUCCAUCGACCACAAGGCGGUCCUCAGCGAGCGGAGCACCACCAUUGACGUCGGCAAGGCGGACAACUUUAAGCUCAACGCCGAGACUGUCGGUGUCUACCGCGUCAAGUACUCUCCGGAAAGGCUCACCAAGCUCGGAAAGGACGCUGCCCAGUUCAGCAUCGAGGACCGGGUCGGUCUUAUUGCGGACGCCACUACCCUGGCUCGGGCCGGCUACGCCAAGACGUCGGGCUCGCUCAACCUCGUCGCUGAGCUCAGCAAGACGGAGAAGGAGUUCCUUCCCCUGUCGCAGAUUGGCGGUGCGCUCGGCCGGCUCAGCGCUGUCUGGUGGGAACAGCCAGAGCACAUUCGGAACGCUAUCAAUAAGCUCCGGCUGGACGUCUUCCGCCCGAUCGUUGAUCGGAUGGGGUACGAGCACGGUGCGGACGACACGCCGGACGUCAAGGAGCUCCGGGAGCUCGCAGUGUCGACUGCUGCUGCAGCUGAGGACGCUGCAGUGCUCAAGGAGCUGAGGGACCGCUUCGAGCCGUUCCUUGCCAACAAUGACGACUCGCGUAUCCCGCCGGAUCUCCAGAGGAGCAUCUACGUCAAUGCCGUCCGGCACGGCGGGGAGAAGGAGUAUGAGAAGAUGCUCGAGGUGUUCAAGAAGCCGGCAAACCCUAGUACCAAGGUGGACGCGAUGUACGCGCUCUGCUCGGCUAAGGACAAGGCGUUGCUUGAGAGGACGUUCAAGAUGCUGGAUGAUGGCAGUGUUAAGGAUCAAGAUAUCUACAUCUUCGCUUUCGGUCUUGCCCAGAACAGGCACUCGAGGAGGGACAUGACCGCUUGGUUCAAGGAGCACUAUGACGAGCUCGUCAAGCGCUUCGCAGACAGCUACGGUAUCAGCCACCUCAUCAAGGGCUCGUUCAACUCGCUCACUAGCUACGACGACCUCAAGGAUGCCAAGGCAUUCUUCGCCGACAAGGACGUCCGGAAGUUCAAAUUGUCUGUAUCGCAGACGUAUGACUCCAUGCAGGCCGCUGCGGACUGGCUUGCGCGUGACUCGAAGGAUGUGGAGCAGUGGUUGAAGGAGAACAAGUACCUCUGA